Poecilia reticulata (guppy) is the source of this 3172-nucleotide messenger RNA. It is a transcript of the gene ccr6a, whose product is annotated as chemokine (C-C motif) receptor 6a. The record is from RefSeq and is a predicted model, not a curated record. Gene Ontology annotation, biological process: G protein-coupled receptor signaling pathway; immune response; positive regulation of cytosolic calcium ion concentration. Gene Ontology annotation, cellular component: external side of plasma membrane; membrane. Gene Ontology annotation, molecular function: C-C chemokine receptor activity; C-C chemokine binding. Lineage: Eukaryota; Metazoa; Chordata; Actinopteri; Cyprinodontiformes; Poeciliidae.
AAUGUAAACGUAAUGCAUUUAUUGGUCUGUGGAAUAAAUGCUAAGAUAAAUAAGUUGCACUAAACAAUAAGACAUUUAUGUGACAUAAGGAAAUAGAUGUAUUUCAAAAUAAAAGUCAUUCAGAAAAUAAUUUACUUUUUAUUGAAAGUAGCCAAAAUCAAGGAAGCAUUCACAAUAUUUCCCUAUAAAAUAUUAAAUUAAUUUUACUAAGUAAAAGCUCCUUGAAUUAAAUACGUGUAGGAUUUCAAAAUAAGUCAUGCUAUAUAAAUAAUUAAUCACUUUAAUGAUGAUUAAUGUGAUCAUUAAUCAUCAAACCAAGCCAAACGUGAAUGUGUGAUUACAAAAUAAAAGCACUCCAUAACAAAUUACGUUUCCUAAGUGAUAUAAUUUCAUCUAAUAAAUUAAAAAAUGUACAUUUUAGAUAUAAAAUAACAAAUAGCAUCAAUCAAGAUGACCUAAAAUAAAAUACAAAUUCUUACAAAGUAAAUAAAAAAUGCAUCUAAAUUCACAGCAGAGACAAAACAGUCAACUGCUGGAGCCCUAGAGGAGGCAUGGUACUGUGGGGACGUCUGAUGUAACGGCCUAGUCAAAGUCCAGACCUCAGAAAGUUCUAGAAGCUUCUGGAUGGUGGAUUUAAGUAGAAAACAUUGAACAAUAAGUUCUGUUUUAUUCUGAAACGCAGCACCACUGAUGAAGAGUCAGUUCCCGUCGCUGGACGGUUUGCAGCUGCUGCAUGUUUUAUUAAUCGCCCACAGAUGAGACCGGACCCCUGAAAGCUCUUCAGAUGAGUCAGAACCAGAUGCCGCUUCGUCAAAAGCUCCUAAAUGUUUGCAGAAGAGCCGUAAAUAAGACGUCAGUUUCUGCGGCGCGUCGUAAAUAAAGUGAUGCGAGUUUAAAUAAACGUGAAGCUUCGAGUUCAGCAGGAGGAAGCUGGAAGGACAAAGAUCACUUCUGCUGGGGCUGAAAGAGGAAGACUUCAGCUGCAGGUCACACACACACACACACACACCGUUUCCCUUUUAUCAGCAGGGUUCAGUGUGAUGUUGAGCAGCAGCAUCAGUCUCGCCACCGCAGCAUCACAAACAUCAGCCCUACUUCUGUUCGCCGCAGAAAGUGAAACAAGAUGAACGUCUCCAAUGACUCCACUCCUCCACCCUAUGAAUAUUAUGAGAACUACCCUGAUUAUGAACCGUGUUCUUUCAGUAACAAUAACAGUGUGAACAUUGUGGUUGGUCCUUACAUUCACUCCAUCAUCUGCAUCCUGGGCUUGGUGGGGAACAGCCUGGUCAUCCUCACCUAUGCCCUCUACAAGAGAACCAAAUCCAUGACYGACGUCUACCUGCUCAAUGUGGCCAUCGCUGACCUGCUGUUCGUGCUGGCUCUACCUUUCAUCGUCUACAACGAGCUGUACUCUUGGCCCAUGGGGCAGGUGGCCUGUAAGCUGCUGCGUGGUUCCUACAGCGUCAACCUGUACAGCGGCAUGCUAAUGUUAGCCUGCAUCAGCACCGACCGCUACAUCGCCAUCGUCCAGGCUCGCCGGAGCUUCAGGUUACGCUCGCUGUCRAACAGUCGCAUCAUCUGUGCCCUGAUCUGGAUCUUUGCCUUAAUGGUGUCUGUUCCCACUUUCCACUUCUACCAUUGGUACGAACCAUCACAUAAUGACAUCAUYUGGUUCAACGGCACCGAAGAGGAAGAGACGACAGAUCCACAGUACGUCUGUGAGUGGAAAUUUGAUGACAGCACCACUGCUAGCAGAGUGAAGGUUGSUGUUCCCAGCACCCAACUGGCCAUUGGCUUCUUCCUGCCGCUGCUCAUCRUGAUCUUCUGCUACACCGCAGUCAUCAUCACCCUGCRGAAAGCYAAAARCUWCMAGCGACACAARGCGGUCCGAGUGGUGAUGGUGGUGGUGCUGGUCUUCAUCGCCUGCCACUUGCCUUACAACUUGGCCCUGUUGUAUAAGACUGUCCGUUUGUUCGAAUACACUGAAUGUGACGAGCAGGACUCCCUGGACACAGCGAUGUCUGUGCUGCAGACCGUCGCCUACCUGCACUGCUGCCUGAACCCGGUGCUGUACGCCUUUAUCGGAGUGAAGUUCAGGAACCACUUCAGGAGGAUCUUCCGUGACCUGUGGUGUUUGGGUAAGAGGUACAUCGCCCCGCGCCGCUCAUCCAGGGUCAACUCAGAUACCUUCAUGUCCACUAUUCGUCGCUCGGUGGAUUCAUCCAGUGAAAACGGCACAUCUUUUACCAUGUGAUCAGAUUGAGACCUGCAGGUCUCUAAAAUUCAAACUUGACUUUUUUGUUUUUUACUCUAAAGCAAAUUUAGCAGCAAUGUGAUGAAUUUAGACAGAGAAAACAGAAUGUGACAAACUCCUUAGGUUUGUUGUGUUGAUUGUUGCUCUGCUGCCAUUAGAAUCUUGUCUGCUGACAAUAUUGUGUUCCAUACUAGGCAUAAUGAUGUCUAAUGGUAAAACAGAUCAAAUUUCAUUGGAAAGAAGCAGAAAAGUCAAGUUUUUCUUCUGUCUCAAUGAGUUUGGUUAAAAACAGUGAUUACUGAUGUCUGUUCAUGGUUCAUUCUUAGAUCAGCUGGAUGCACCAACCUUAAGUCUCAAUGUCUCCAUUUAGGAUAAAUUUGGACAAGACAUAAAACAUUUUCCCUGGUUUUCCAGUGUUUAGAGACAAUGAUUUGACUGAGAAGUGUCUACUGCCUUGGAAAUGCUACAGCUUUUAUGUGACAUAUAGCUUAUUGGAAAACCAAUGAAUAAGUAAUAACAUGCUGGUUGCUUUAGUUUUCACACCCUUAAACUAAUACUUUGUUCAAGCACCUAUAGGUUAAAGUUCAACAUUUCAGUAGAAGUUUAUCUGCACCUUGACUUAUCUGUUAAAAAAGUCAAAUCUUUUUAUCUGUGAGGACAUCCACUGCCCUUCUGGAUGACCCCAGAAAUUUAGUUCUGGAUUUUGACUAGAACUGGAGUCUGUAACCUUUGGGUGCAUUCACACUGCAGACUGAAAUGACCCAAUUCCAAUUUUUUGUUGUUGUCAAAUCGGAUUUUUUUAUUUUUUUUUGCCAGCACCGUUCACACUUCCAGUAAAUUCAACCUGCAGUGUAAACGGGCAAACGACCUGAAAGUGUCCCGCAUGCGCAGUAGAGGGCGCUAUAGCGUCAGCGUUCU